AUGUCCACCACUGAACGUACCUACAUCAUGAUCAAGCCCGACGGGGUUCAGCGCAACCUUGUUGGAAAGAUUAUCGCCAGGUUUGAGGAGCGUGGCUACAAGCUCAUCGCCCUCAAGAUGACCCAGGCGACUCCUGAGCAUCUCGAGAAGCACUACGCUGAUCUCAAAGGAAAGCCCUUCUUCCCUGGUUUGAUCAAGUACAUGGCCUCCGGCCCUGUUGUUUGCAUGGUCUGGCAAGGACUUGAUGCUGUCAAGACCGGCCGUGUCAUGCUCGGUGCCACCAACCCCCUGGCAUCUCCUAUCGGUUCUAUCCGUGGUGACUUCUGUCUUGCUGUUGGACGCAAUAUCUGUCACGGAUCCGACUCUGUUGAGAGCGCCGAAAAGGAAAUUGCUUUGUGGUUCCCAGAUGGCGUCGUCCAGUGGACCAGCGCUUUGGAAGGUUGGGUUUUCGAGUAG
Pleurotus ostreatus (oyster mushroom) is the source of this 456-nucleotide messenger RNA. It is a transcript of the gene NDK1, whose product is annotated as nucleoside diphosphate kinase. The coding region runs from base 1 to 456 and encodes 151 amino acids. Lineage: Eukaryota; Fungi; Basidiomycota; Agaricomycetes; Agaricales; Pleurotaceae. The transcript has 5 exons. Gene Ontology annotation, molecular function: nucleoside diphosphate kinase activity. Gene Ontology annotation, biological process: UTP biosynthetic process; CTP biosynthetic process; GTP biosynthetic process. The record is from RefSeq and is a predicted model, not a curated record.